Molecule: messenger RNA, 9202 nt
Organism: Cheilinus undulatus (humphead wrasse)
Lineage: Eukaryota; Metazoa; Chordata; Actinopteri; Labriformes; Labridae
Gene: rnf150a
Product: ring finger protein 150a
Exons: 7
Coding region: 205-1491 (428 amino acids)
Source: RefSeq, a predicted model, not a curated record
GUGUGUAGUGGACUCCUGCACGUCGCUCUCAAACUUCAGGGACACCUCCUACAGGAGGACCGGUGUCGAGCUACGGCUGUGAUGCAGGUUUAGCAUUUUUCUUUUACCUUACACCUCCUGUAAAAAAGAAGGAAGUGGCACGAGCCGUCUAGUGAAGACUCGAGGGGCUCCGGAGCUCGUGCUUCAGCCCAAACCAGCCGCACAAUGGCCCCGUCCCUCAUCCGAGCUUGCCGCAGUCUGGCUCUCUCGACGUGGCUGCUGUCCUUCUGUUUCGUCCACCUUCUGUGUCUGGACUUCACGGUGGCAGAGAAAGAGGAGUGGUACACGGCUUUUGUCAACAUUACCUACUUGGACCCCGUCACUUCGGAGGUCAAGACGGAGAAAACCGAGUGCGGGCGCUACGGCGAGCACUCCCCCAAGAAAGAAGCCAGAGGUCUGGUCCUGGUGCCGUCCCUGUUGCAGGACAGGCAGGCGUGCGACCCCAAUGUCAGGUUCCCGCCUGUGUCUCCCCCCAACACCACCUGGAUAGCCUUGGUGGCUGCGGGGAACUGCACAUACCGGGAGAAAAUCCGGAACGUUGCAAACCACAACGCCUCUGCAGUUGUCAUAUACAAUGUGGGCUCCAGCAGUAGCAACGACACCAUCACAAUGCCUCAUCCAGGUACAGGAGAUGUUGUGGCCGUCAUGAUCCCUGAGCCCAAAGGUCGUGAGAUUGUGGCCUUACUGGAGCGUCAAAUUUCCGUCACAUUGCACAUCACCAUAGGAACCCGCAACCUGCAGAAGUAUGUGAGCAGAACAUCGGUGGUGUUUGUCUCCAUAUCCUUCAUCGUUCUCAUGAUCAUCUCCCUCGCCUGGCUCGUCUUCUACUACAUCCAGAGGUUCCGCUACGCUAAUGCACGAGACCGCAACCAGAGACGAUUAGGAGAUGCUGCCAAAAAGGCCAUCAGUAAGCUACAAGUACGCACAAUAAAGAAAGGAGACAAGGAGACUGAGUCAGAAUUUGACAACUGUGCCGUUUGCAUUGAAGGUUAUAAGCCCAAUGAUGUUGUGAGGAUAUUACCAUGCAGGCAUGUCUUUCAUAAGCACUGUGUAGAUCCGUGGCUACAAGACCACCGCACAUGUCCCAUGUGUAAAAUGAACAUCCUCAAAGCCUUAGGAAUCCCACUCAACCCAGACUGUACAGAUGAGGUUCCUCCAGACUAUGAGACAUCUGUUGGGGGUCCUCCCACUAACGCCAUCAGUGGAGCGAGUGAAAUCACAGUUAACGAAAGCUCAGUGGUUCUGGAUCCAUCUGGGAGGGCGAUAGGCCUUCAGCAGCUCCAUCCAGAGAUGGCGCCUCAGGCAGGCGAGGAGAACUACGUCAUCGGCAACAGUGAGCACCAGCCUCCUCUCAGCAGUGACUCUGACACCUCCAUCAUCACAGGCGUAGAGGUAGGCAUGUCUGAGGUAGACCUGUCUGUGGAGCAGGAAUGUCAGGGAGCUAAAUCCUGAAAAAAGCAUGACUCAGCAGAAAAAGGAAGAUGAGAGCUGGAGCUUUCCCCUCCUGCAGGAAGUGACUUCUCAGAAGACGGGCAGACGAGCAAUAGAACAUAGCAGCACAAAAACACCCAGUUCUGUCUUUACUGCAUCUGUGGGCAUGUGGCUUGCUCUUUUUCCAGCAGUCCCACUUUACCAUUUUGUUGGUUUGAGCGCCACGGUGACCUCACAGCCAAUCACAGCUCUCACAUUGUGGCGGCCCAGUUUUUGUCCUUCACAGUUCUGAGAAAGCUGAAAUAGGCUCUCCUUACUCUGGCGACCUAAACCUGCUGCUGGACACAAUGUAAGCACACAAGCAGCAGGGACUCCUUAAAGCCAGAAUGCAGCUUUAAUUAUUCUAUAAACAUGUACAGGUUGGUCAACGUCUUGGUUUGUAAUCACUGCCAAAUUAAUCUAGAAGUUUAACUGAUGUGAUGGACAUUAAGCAUGUAAAGAGUCCAUAUCAGCUAUUCCUCUAACAGCUGGUAAAUAUUUCCACCAGCAUUUCCAACUAAAGACGUACAUGUGGUCUUGUGACAUUAAGGAGCUGAAAUAUGUAUGCACAAGUUAUGCUGUAAUCUCUAAAUGUACCUGUUCCUUUUAAUGUCAUGUGGCACCCUUGUAUACAACUUUUUAACAACUGAAUAUUCCUGCUGUUGAGACGAAAUAACCACACACAGUAGAUAUUUCCAUCCUCACAUUUGACAAUCAUAGCCUGCCACAAGCAGUUUGAAGUGAUGUCACCCACUGCCCUCCUGAAACUGCUGCUGUUUUCCUAGUUAUCCCAACACGAGACGUGGGUGAUUAUUUGCUGCCGUCCGUCUGGAGGUUGAUGUUUAUAUCAGCGUUCACACUGCUGCUUAAUACAGCUGGCAGUAGCGGUCGUCUCUACCAGACUCUGGUGGUGUGCACACACUGUAGACAAACGUCCUACACUUGUCAAGCCAACGUAAAUAUGUCAACAAGUCUUUGUGCCAAGAAUAUCAGUAGUAUUAAAUCUGGUUGUUGUCCUUCAUGCACACUGAUUCUCUUGGCUGCCAAUCAGGCUGUUAUAUGGCUCACAAUAUAAAAAUGAAGAACUAACCAGAGGAAAGCUGUUAUAGGUUUAAAAGGGACAACUUUAGAUAGAAGCAGAGAAAGAUAUUCACUUUCUGAUUACAUAGGGUACAUUCAGCUCAGUAAAGGCACUUGUUUGAAGAAAGCAUGGGAUCUUAAUGGCAUGAGGAGCUUGCAGCAUGAGGUAUACAGGUCUGGAAGUUUUGUUUGGAUACAGCCAACAUUAAGGUGGUUAAUUUUGGACACAGACAUGCAUGCAUUGUAAUGCUUCCUCAACUUUUUACAAAGAUCUCUACAAAGAAAAAAACACAGAAAACAGAUGCUUUGGUUUUCCCUUUCAGUCAGCAAACAGCAAAACUGCCUCACCACAACAGCAUAAGCCAGGAAAUGCACCAGACAUCAAAUAUCUUUACUUUUUUUUGGAAGUGAGUUAAGACAGUUCUACAUACUCAUAUUUGAGACACUGAAACACCAGUUCUGUAUAUUUACAACUGCAAAUGUUAACCAUGAUAACAGCCCUGUAAUCUAUUUUUUGCUCUUUGUUUUUGUUCACUCUCAGCAAUCAUAAAGGGGUUUCUGUGUGGGACAGAACAAAUAAGCAUCUACACAUCACCUGCUCUGAACCAAACCGUUUACAAACAGUAAGCAGCAAAUUAAACUAGCUUUUGAUCAGCGAAAAAGAUGUCAUUCUGAAAAGGUGGUAGGGACCAAAAACAGAGAUAAAAGUAAAUGACAUUACAUUCUCUAGGCAGCCAAAAACAGAUGCAAAAAAAUGGGUGUUGGUCCAAGAACAGCUGGAUGUUAUUAGAAGUAAAAGUUAAUGUUCGCAGCCUGUUUCCACUGCUCCUAUGCAGCCAGAACUAAGUGAGUACAGGUUUUAAGCUAGUGGCAACCAAAGCAACAGUGCACAAAACUGCAGUCCCCCAUUUGUCCACUUGAGGCUGAUUACAAAAGGCCUAGAAGUCAAAUGCACACCACUUCAAAAUGCCUGCUUAAAGAACAGAAAUAAAAAUGUUUACAGUCUGGUUCAAAAAAAGAAUUUGGUCUGAUUGGCUUAUUUCUUCAUCGGCGUUCGCUGUACUGGGAAUGAUUUUUUUUAUACAAUUCAUUAAUUUUAAUUUAAUGAAGGAUAUGAGUUAACAUAAAAAAACAUCACACACUUAAACCUGGCCUGCUAAGUCCCAUGCCUUUAUUUUUCUACUCUUUUUUUUUUUCUACUUCACAGUUAAAGGAAAACUGUAAAGAAAAACAAAAGAAGUGAAAAUGAUUCUGUAGCUCUUCCCCUCCUUGAAAAAAAAACAGAACAAAACAAAACUUCUUAUGGGUUAGCACGGCACUGCUAAGUUGGAGCUAGAACGCACAACUUUUUUACUUCAGUCUCUGUUAUGUGGAUCUAAAUGAUAACCCAAACAACAUUUUAACUUUGUUAACAUUACUCCAUUAAGAAAGAUGUUAGCUUUGAUAAAAGUUCUAUUUAUUCCAUUCAAAAUGAUCUGAGGUUAACACUAAUAUUUACAUUAAAAACUACAGAAAAUUCUGCUGUCCACCCCUUGCACAUACAAUCUUUUAUUUUUUAUUUUUUAAAGUCACAUCAGUACAUACAGGGUAGCAAGGUCAGAGUUUUCUUUAUAAUGGGGCUUUUCCAUCACAUUGAGCGGCUUGGCUCUACUUGGUUUGACUCAGAACGGCAGUCCAGUGGUGCUUUUCCACCCCAAGCGAGCUGCCUGUUUGAGGGGGCGGAGAGCUGAUGAUGCUGCGUUUUGAGUCGAUGGUGUUCAAUGGUUGCGCUAGGGUACCAGAAGAACAGUUUUUACUUCAAAGAUUCUUCUUCUUGUACUAUUGGUAGUCCUGUAGGUAUUUCAAAGUUUGGUGCAAUGGUUGCUACUUAAACAUGUCUGUCAGCAAGGUGUCCCCAAAUGAUGACGCUUGGAGGUGGGGCCCAGGACCACUCUGGGCACGGCUUGGUGUAGCCUGGUGCAGCCAAACUGGGGGUGAGAAGGAAAAAAAGUAGCUUGGUUUGGAUCGGCACAGCAAAAAUGAUGGGAAAAGCCGUAUAUCUUUUUCAAGAUUUGCUUUCUAAACAUUUGAAGUCCUUCAAAAAGCACCAGCCUUUUAUUAAAACAAUCUUAGAAGACCAGCUCCUUUAGGCGGUUACCUAAACCUUAUAUAAAAACUGAGGAGUUAAAGUUAAGUUAUCACAAGGAGUUGCUUUAAAAUAAAUUUUUCUUUCUGUAUAGACAAUGUCAAAAUUGUAAGAUGUUUUCAAGCAGCUGAUUUAGUUUACAUAAGAAGUCCUGUCAUUUUUGUAAUUUUUGUUGAACUUUUGAUUUGUCAUAGUCAAAAUUUUACAAUGAUGUCAAGAAGAUAGAAAACGACAGCUCACCUGAAAACAGCAAUUGCAGUGUAGAUUGUGGCUCAGAAUGAAAGUACAAAAAUACAUGUUAAAUGGGUUUUAAAUUUAGCUAGGUUAGUGGUGAUUUAUAGUCAGACAUGAAAGUUAAAGAUGACUGUUAUUUAAAACUCUUACAGUUUGUGAUCUUAUUUAGUUGUACUUUUUUCUGCUGCAUCUCGUCCUUUAUUCCUGUUCCUAUAAUAUCCUAUCUAACAAGACUGCAGGAUAGACUUGGUCCAUUUCCUUUCGCAUUCCCUUCCACUUGCACACUGAUGAAGCACAGACCCACAGUCCGUGGAGCCAGUGGAAUUUAACUGGUGAUUUUAAUUUCCAGUCAUUGUUUCCAUUAUGUCCUGCUGUCACCUGGGACUCUGGUUAUAUAACACACAUGUGCAAGACUUCCCUGAUUGGGCCAAUCGUUGAAGAAUCAUUGAACGUGGGGGCAAAUGCUUCAGAUUGUUGGAGUCUUUGCAAUUUGCAAUUUCACACCCAAGGAAAACAACUUGUAGGACAAUUAUCUGACAGCAGAGUUUCACUGAGAAAUACCGCCUGUAGAUGGAAAGGCUUGACAGUUUUUACAUUACCUCACUUUGUGUAAAACUAGCACAUGAAUCUGCUCUGUAACCCACCAUUUCCACAUGACUGAGAUGUGCGGUUGCAUAAAGGAAUACUCAAGAAUGUACAUUUAAACAUGCUCUAGUUGCUCAUUUUACCUCUAGCUUUACGUUUCUUCUGCUGUAGUGAUGAAAGAGCACAGGAGGAUAAUUGUUUCUCUUGCCAGCACAUUAAAGACACAGAUUCAUGUGUCUCAGCCAGCAUUACAUGGACAUUUAAGCGUCCUGUAUGUUACAUAAUAUCACAUAGACUGUAAGACAGCACAAGACGCCACGAGCACCAAACAACCUCAUGUGUUCCUCUCAUUUCAGCUUGUGCGUCCUUCUCACUUUUCCACACAAGCACAACAAACCCUGUUACCAACUGACAGUUUGUUUGGUCUGCAUAGCAACAGGCUAGAGCACAGCACAUCUGUUUCAAGUGCCAGAUCACUCGAUCACCGUUUGUGUAGAGGUGGGUUAAGGCCUUCUUAUUCAGUCUAACUUUAACGUGGUGUGAUGAAGCUUUAAGAUGAUUUAUAUGGUUUGUUUCUUCUUUUUUGCCAUGUUUCAAUGACAAAUGUCUUUAAAGAAAUUAAAAUUCUAAGAAAUGUUAAGGUCAAGCUAUUUUGUUUUCUUAUCUAAUAGGAACAAGGGAACUUCACACAGCAAGACUGUCUCUAUUGGUAUGGAGCGUUGCUUAUUACAUUUUCUAUUGAAAAAAAAUAAAUUGGUGCUAAUUUGAAGGAAAACAGAAACAACUUUAUUGGAGACUUUUUUGCUCAUACUGUCAGUUGUAGGGAUGUGACAAUACAUCUGCGCACAGUGUGAUACGUAUUAGAGAGCUGCACUGGGAGCAAACACUAGUCUCACAAAAGGGGCGCAGGAGGACCAAAAAAAUCUGCUGUGUCCUGGAUGGUCCCGUAAAGCUAAUGCCUACUGUGAUGGAAUGAUGUGUAAAAGAGGAUUAGUAUUUUUUUUGUACAACACAGAGACAGAGCAGGACCAGUCUGAUAUGUUGAUAUAUAUUUCAUUCAUAUCUGAUAGAACAACAAUGGAAAAAAGUGGACUUCUUUUAAGCUUCUAGGGAUUCUAGGGAUGUGUUACACAUUGCUAUUACACAUCACUGAGACAUCAGGGAUUGAACGUUACUGUUAUCUGACAAUUAAAGUCACCCUCGCUGCACAUACACAGUGCCGUGCAGAAAUUUUAGGCAUGUUUGGGCCAAAAAUUGAGGCUGAAGUAAGAUGUUGAAUGGUGGCACCAUCGGCGUGAGGAUUCACACAACCCUGGUAGUGCUCUGGAUGUCCUUGCGUAUUAUCAGGGGCAUGGAAAAAUAGUCUGCUGAAAAAAUAACUAAGUUCAAACCUUUAUGGCAGAGUAAGGGGGGGAUGUGUGGAACAAGCAUGGCCCAGGGUACUAUUUGGGCAGUUCAUUAAUUGUUUAUUUGGCUCUAUGAGCAUUAGUAUGUGCCCUCAGCUACUCUUGCUGGGGUCCAGAGCAUAAAAUAGUUUACGUACAAAUAGUCCAUACAAUAUUGAAUAAGGCGAAACACAUACAAUGUCAUCACUACUUCCACAGUCACAUGCAUGACACAGCAAGCAACAGGUAAGUUGAUAGUUAAACCAACUGAGUAUGCCUUUAACAGGAAAAAAAAUAAACAACCACGAACUUUUAAUGUCUUUAAGGCCUGAAAAUCACUGGCUUGGUCUACAGGCAUAUUACUUAUGGUGAAAAGGCCUGAACAAAAAAGAUGCUGUCAAGCUUCACAUGCAUGUUGACUUGUGUGGAGCUGGACUCUGCCCCCCACCCACCACCGCCACCAGUUGUGGCACAUCUGGUCCUAUGAUCAGUUUGUAGCACCUUGCAUGCCUAAACAUUAUGCACAUGAUUGUAUGUUUAAAUAAAGUGCUUAUCGGCUCCGCUGUAGCCAAACAGUGUGAUGCUUUUAAAAACUCUACAAAAAAUUGUAUGCAGUUAAACAGUGUAAAUGAGUCAAAAAGUCACUGUCUUAUUUAUAAAACAUGCACAAGAGCCUCAGUGCCUCCCUAAUUGUGUUGCAGGCCCAUCAUUGUUUCCAGUGGUGUGCCUCGAUGUGCACAGAGACACUGAGUCAUUAUGCAGUUAUACAGGUGAAAAAAUCACCCCCUUGCCAUACAUAUUGACCUUAUACAUAAAGCAUCUGAUGUACAGACAAGGACGGCAGCAGGAAGCAACACUGUCUGUGAGAGCUGAUGGAAGUACACGGCUGCGUUUAUGACCCAAAAACUUUUCAGUGAUCAGGAAAACAAUUCCUCCUCUGUAUGACUUGAAAUAAAUUAGAAGUUAAUAAAGUUUGUAAUUACGACUUUUACAUCACUAUUACUAAUAUAAAUAGUCAAUAUAUAAUGCCAUUUGUCAAGUGUACUUAAACACAUUAACAUCAUUCCUUAUUAGAUAUUCAAAAUGUUAAACAUGAACGGUCAGAAUUCGGGAGGUGGUGCGUUACGUGGUGAAAGUGGGAGUAAAUAACUCACAUAUUGGUCAGAACUCUAGCAGGCGCUGGAUUAAGAAAACAGCCCGGUGCAGCCCUCUAAUGCGUAUACUGAGUUCACAAUAAGAUUUUUAAGGUUUUCACAUCUUUACAAAGACAUGAGAAUGUGGAUUUAUGGAUAGAUUUGAUUAUUUUAUUUCAGUUCUCUGACAAUAAAAAUGCCAAAAAGCCAAUUUUUAUAUUUUUCUUUGUGCAUAUUUUUGAAUUUUGAGGCUGCAUAAUGAAACAAAGCCCGAUGUUCUUUAUAAAAAGAGACACUACUGCUUCAACCACUGAUAUCACACGUGAAGCCACAGCAGUACAGCACCCUCUGCUGACUAAAAAGAAUAUUACAGUGUAUAUUUUUUUUAAUUGAUUCAAAUUUUCCAUAGUAGUAUCUGUUUGUUAGAGCAUUGCAAAGUACUGUUACAUCCCUAGAUAAUUAUGGAGAUUGUGUUUGUGGAGGAGCAUCAGGAACCAGCCAGAUGUCAAAAAGGCAUCCAAACAAUGAAUAAAAAACGUGUCAAAAACUUCACACCUAAUAAAACUGCACAAAACUGUCAACACUAAUAAAAGCACACCAAUAAAUAUUGUAUAUUUCAUGGUAGUUGACUAUAUUCUAAUUGAACUGUGUUCCUACCUUUUAAAAGCUACAUUCAUGAUAAUUCAUUGUUUUCCCGUAGCAAAUACCAAACAUUUUUUCUCAAGAAGAGUCACAAUUAUUCCAGACCCACUGUGGGAAAAAUGAUGGACCUGUCGUAUGAAGUGUUUCCCGUCAUGUAGUCAUCAUUUUGUCCCUUUGUCUGUUGGGUUUUCUUCUGUUCGUGUACACUUUCCUAUACUGCACUUUAACCCUCCAGCGAAUAGGGAGAGGCUUGACUGAAUGACUUGAGAAAGUCUCUUUGUAUGUACAGCUGUGUAGAACGAGGGCUACAGUAUCGAACUUGGCACAUGACUCAGCUGAUGUUUAUUUUAUACUGUCGUGAUCUUUUGUCUGUACUGUUGUGUAUAUGUGGGCCAAGGGAGGGGUAUCGAAAUAUUGUACACUAUAUCCAGCAGAUAUAACAGCAUUGCUAUUUUGUAAUAUAAAAGAAGUAUAUGAAUAAUAAACAUGGUCUCUGUCCCUUUUUUGUA